Acanthoscelides obtectus is the source of this 1266-nucleotide messenger RNA. The record is from the annotation of a GenBank genome assembly. Lineage: Eukaryota; Metazoa; Arthropoda; Insecta; Coleoptera; Chrysomelidae.
GUACAAAUGACAAAUCAUCGCCUUUUUCUGUAUUUUAUCUAAGAGUUACAAACAUUUUUUUAUUUAAAAAAUUGCGGAAUUUUUUUUGUAUAUUGCUAUUUUUUAAUAAAAUCAGUUCUUGUUAAAUUAUUAAUCCUAGCAACUUUUUAAGUCCAUGGCCUUUUCGAUAUUAAUUUCAGGUUUGAUUCUCCAGGUACUUUGCAACAGGAGCUUCAUUCAGAAGCAUGUCCUUUGCCUUUAGAGUUGGGGCGUCAACAGUCAGCAAGAUUGUAAGAGAAACAGCUUGUAUAAUGUGGGAUGUAUUGCAGCCUAUACACAUGCCUACUCCAACAAAAGAAACCUUCGUCCAGGCAAGCUCUGAGUUUCAAGAGUUAUGGAACUUUCCCAAUUGUAUAGGCUGCAUAUAUGGCAAGCACGUGCGUAUAAUGUGCCCACCACACUCAGGUACAUUGUUUUUCAACUACAAAAAAUACUAUUCGAUAGUUUUACUAGCAAUAUGUGAUGCCAAAUACAGAUUCCUUGUCAUCGAUGUUGGAGGAUUUGGGAAGCAGAGUGACGGAGCUACAUUCAAUUCAUCUGAGUUUUACCACUUGUUAAAGAGCAAAAAAAUCUAUAUCCCGGCUAAUGCUUGUUUGCCUGGAACUGAUGUAAACAUGCCUUUUGUUUUUCUAGCCGAUGAGGCAUUCCCCUUAUCAGCGCAUGUACUCACACCUUAUAGCUCAGAAAAUCUAAAUGUAGAAAAAUGCAUUUUUAAUAAAAGACACUCCAGGGUUCGUAAAAGUAUUGAAUGCACGUUUGGCAUUCUCAACUCGAACUGGCGAUUACUGUCAAAAUGUAUUGAAACAAGUCAUGAGACAGCGGAUUAUUUAAUUAAGGCUGUUUGUAUUCUACAAAACACCAUAAUUGAUAAGGAGGGCUUUGAGAGACAUCUGACAGAAGUCGAAACUGAUCAACCAAAGAACAUUCAAGUUCCAAGAAGACCACGACAAAGAGGUCGCCAGUCAUCUGACGCUCUUCAUAUUCGGAACACUUUUACAAUUUAUUUUAAAGAAAAUCCUAUCCAUUUUCCAAACUAUUAGAUACAAUUGUGUCUUUUAUAUUAUUACUUGUAGCAGUUAUUAAGGGGAAAUGAGUUAAUGCAUAAUGCACUGAAAUAAAAUGAAGUAUUUACAAAAUAAAAGGCAAUUGAUUCUGUUAUAUUUGUAACAUGCUUAGUACCUGAACAGUUAUUUUCCUGUCCCACCUCCUUCCACAGCUUGUCAAGGA